This is a messenger RNA of Folsomia candida, 2629 nucleotides long. Its product is annotated as ubiquitin carboxyl-terminal hydrolase MINDY-3. Gene Ontology annotation, molecular function: K48-linked deubiquitinase activity; cysteine-type deubiquitinase activity. The transcript has 11 exons. Gene Ontology annotation, biological process: protein K48-linked deubiquitination. The record is from RefSeq and is a predicted model, not a curated record. Lineage: Eukaryota; Metazoa; Arthropoda; Collembola; Entomobryomorpha; Isotomidae. The coding region runs from base 601 to 2046 and encodes 481 amino acids.
GCAUGCAUCACAAAUUUGCCUGAAUCCUCCCAAAAGCAUAAAAUUUCAUAGACGGACGGAGGAUUUUUGUUCAUACAGCGAGGAAGCGCGGCCCGGCGCCCAUCCGUCAAUUUCCACUCUUCUACAUUCUUCUGAACCAAAGAAAAAGACACUUUUGACGUAAUUCAGGUCGCAAUUCAGUGUCUUAAUUUCAGUGUCUCAACUCAACUCUCAAACCUCAAAUUAAGUAUUACAAGAUCUACUAUACCAAUAAUCACACCGCGUUGUCUGCUGCCCACUCAACUUCAACUGACUCACGUAUUGUAUUAAUUAAUUACAUUCACAUUUUCAACUCAUGAAAAAUCACGCUCUUCCUUCCGAAAUUAUUUACCAGAAUUAAAGUUACAAUUAUUACGAAUUACUGCAUAUUUCAUACUGUACAAAGGCAGCUGGAACUGUCUCUAACAAUAGUACUUAUAGUAUCUGAAGAAACUCAGGUAAACUAAACUCGUCUAAGACACCGACUACCGAGUCCUCGUUUUUGAACAAGAAUUGAGUCAGUCAAUACAGUAUUAUUAUAUUCUACACUAUAAUCUCAUCUGAUCGAUACGAGUAGUUAAUAUGGAGGCCGAAGACGCGUCUGUUGCUGCAGUUAUUACGGAUGUCAAGAGGAUUCUGUGGGGCGAUCAAAUUAACGAGGAGUUGUUUCUCCGGUGGUCUCAAGGUUUCAUAUUCAGUCCUGAUGAGUCGACUGCCUUAGUACAGAGAGAAGGAGGGCCAUGUGCUGUGAUAGCUCCGGUUCAAGCCUUUAUUGUCCGGGCACUAAUGAAAGACCUUGAAUUUUUUUCUACAAAUUCCUGGCGCCAUAUGCCUUCAGAGCGUGUGGACUCUUACCUUUGUCAAGCAUUGACAGAAAUUCUUCGCCAAGUUGCCAAUUCUGACUCAGCGCCGGUAGAAACCCCUCCUUCAACUUCUGCCAAAUUGAAGUUAAUUCAAGAUCAACAGCAGCAGUCCGAUCCUGCUGCAUCACUAACUCCACAAUCUCCUCCUGUGCCACCUCCAAGCACCUACUGCAUCGUUUUCUUGAACGAACCCUUGUCACGAAGAAUUUCCUGCGAGUCUGAAGUAGCCGACGUUCCACAAGAUAACAGACCACACCGAACGGAGGAAGAGAUUUUUCAUCGAAAUUUACGCCUCUUAAAGCUGGAUAAUAUUAAUCAAGUUGAGAGCGUGUUGAAGGAAAAAUUAGAAUCUUUCAAAGGGCAUUAUGGAGUUCUCCAAUUUCUCUACUCUGCCAUUUUAACCAAGGGAGUUUCCAGACUCAGUCACGACAUGUCUGAGGCAUCCGAGCUUAUCGAUCCCGUUCAUGGUCAUGGUGGUCAGAGCCUCAUUAACCUAUUUUUGUCAGGUCAAGGAGUCAAUUAUGUUUUUGACAAUGACAAAUAUCUUGGGGGAUUAGAGCUGAAAGGGAUUGCAAGGCAGUGUGAAGUUGGUUUCUUAACGGUGCUGGAAAGACUGCGGUAUUGUGAAGUUGGGAGUUUCCUCAAAAACCCCAAGUAUCCGAUUUGGUUGUUGGGGAGCGAAACCCAUUUGACUGUGCUAUUUUCUUGGGAUAUGAAUCUUGUUAAACCUGAAAGUUCAGCGGGACAAGCUCUCCGUGUAUUUAAAACUUAUGAUCCUGACGGCAACAAUUUUAUUCAAACUGUUGUGUUGGACGAUGUGAUGCGCACUGCAGGGUUGUUUGCGGACACCGAAUAUGUGGAGAUAAUGACAAAAAAGUUAGAUCCAGAAAAUUUGGGUAUCGUUCUAAUGAAUGACUUUAUGGAUGAAUUUUUUCAAAAUGAAAACUACGGAGGUCCUGACACAUUUACCGUUUUUCAUUACAACGGUCUCCCCCGCGGAUCUUCCAGCACAAACAAAGUCGUGUACAAUGAGGGGAACGCCAUUAUCCUGGAGACGGACUUGAGAUGCCUUUCAGAUGAAAAUAUGCUCCUAACCUGUCUGCAAACCAAAUGGCCAAACAUUGAUGUUCAAUGGUUGAGUGGAUCAACGCCUUCAAUCAAUUGACAGUACCCUCAUCCUAACUCUUUAUCGUAUUGAAUAAUAAUUAUCAAAUUCAACGAGCUCACAAGACAUUGUUACUACUAACAUAAUUUCCUAUUUGCUAUAAACCUCUUAUACACAGACACACCGCGAUAACUUUCCCAACAUCAUCAAAGCCUUAUUAAUUUCUCGCCAUGUAGGUUGAUAAAAACCAAUAAAUGAUGCCAAUAAAACAGAUGUAAUAAUAAUACGUGUAUCCACACAGAUGGACACGAUCGAUAUAGAAAAAUGCUCCUAGUUAUCUAGUUAAAUAUGUAUAGUUAUAAUCUAAUUGAUUUUUGUUAUUCAAUGAUUUUUUUCAUAUAAAACUACUCGUAGUCAGUGUUUGUGUUUGUAACUGGUCUUUUUGAUACUAAAAUGAUAACAAUAAUUAUCUAUGUAAUUACACCAAUUACUGUUACUUGCAAAUUUUAUAUUAUUCAAUGAAUUUAGCCAUAUUAUACUUUUAGGAUAAAUAUAAUAACAUGCUAUUUGUGCCGAUACUACGUCUUUAUGUAUACCUGAGAUGAUGAAAAGAGGAUUUAUGAUUAAAAAUUUAUCACGUUUA